AUGCAAGAAUUACUUUAUCAAAAUUUAAAUGAUAAAAAUGAAUUAAAAGUUGAAUCACCAAAUUUAAAUAGUUUUAAUAAUAGUAAUAAUAAUAAUAAUAAUUAUAAUAAUAAUAAUAAUAAAAUUUUAAAAAUUUUAAAAAUAAUUUAUUAUAAAUUAAAAUAUUAUUUUAAAAGUUUUAAAAUAUUUUUAAAAAAUAAUUUAAAAUUAAUUUUAAAAAGAAUUUUUGGUCAAUUAUGUUUUUUAGCAUUAAUUUUUGGAAUUAUUACACCAAUUUCAAUUUAUAUUUAUAAUAAUUCACCAAGUAAAUAUCUUAGUAGUGAAUUAUUAUUUUCACCAGAGAAUUCAACUUAUUCACCAAUUUUACAAAAUAUUUCAAUUUAUGAUCAACAAUAUUUUCCAAAUCAAUGGGAUGAUGUAAAUGUUUUAUUGGAUACUCAUUCACAUACUUAUUAUUCAGACGGUUCAUUAUCACCAGAAGAGAAUAUAAAAUGGCAUAUUUUAAAUGGAUAUAAUGUUAUGUUUAUGACUGAUCAUAAUCAAGUCUAUGGUGGAUUAGUUGGUAUGAAAAUUGCACAAGAGAAAUAUUCCGAUAAAAUAUUAGUUAUACCAGGUAUUGAGUGGACAAAUUGUAGAUGUCAUUUAAAUUUAAUUGGUAUAACAGAGAAUGUACCUUUAAUAAAGUAUCCAACAGAUGAAGAAAUUAAAAAUUUAAUUGAUUUAGUUCAUUCAAAAGGUGGUCUAGUUAUAUUGAAUCAUUAUCCAUGGAGUAGUUGGUCAGGUUUAGAUCAACCUUCAAUUCAACAAUGGUAUGAUUGGGGUAUUGAUUUUUUGGAAGUUGCAAAUCAAUAUACAUUUGAUUAUCAAGGUAUGAUAUUUUGUAAAAAUCAUAAUCUUCGUUAUGUUAGUGGUUCAGAUUUUCAUUAUUAUCAAAGAGCAUAUGCUUGGACAGUUUUUAAUAUACCUGAAUUAGGUAACACUGGUAAAAUACCAACUCAAGAAAUGGUAAUGUCAACCCUCUUAAAUACUUCAACUAAAACUUCAUUUGCUUUUGAUCCAGUUGCAAGUAAUACAAUUAUGGUUGAAUUUCAAUUUACAAAAUUUAAUCCAACUUGGAUUUUCCUUUCACCUUGGAUUUAUUUGGGUGGUUUCUUUCAUAGUUUUUUCGAAUUAAAAAAAGGAAUGUAUAGUUUUGUUGAUGGUAGUUGUACUGGUCAAACUCUAGAUAUUCAUUCAAAAGAAAUUUCUUGUUUAAUUUUUUGGAUUUUUUUAAUUUUCUUUUUAAUUCAUUUUUUAAAUAUUUUAAUUUUAAUUUUAAAAAAUUUUUUAUUAAAUUUAUUUAAAAAAAUUAAAAAUUUUUUAAAAUUAAAUAAUAAAAUUAAAACACCAAAAUUUAAAAGUAAAAAUUUUAAUUUAGAUAAUAGUGAAGAAUUAGUAUCAACAAAUGAAAUAAAUAAUUUUAAAAUAAGUGAAGAUUUUUAA
Dictyostelium discoideum AX4 is the source of this 1482-nucleotide messenger RNA. RefSeq lists its product as hypothetical. The record is from RefSeq and is a predicted model, not a curated record. Gene Ontology annotation, molecular function: catalytic activity. The transcript has a single exon. Bases 1 to 1482 code for a protein of 493 amino acids. Lineage: Eukaryota; Evosea; Eumycetozoa; Dictyosteliales; Dictyosteliaceae.